GACAUCCAGUACACGAAGAGCUUGGGAACAGGUGUUGUUGAGGAGGACAGUGCCAUGACCUUUCCGUUUUGCCUCAUUGAGGUGGCUGGUGAAGACUUGGCAAGUAACCCCGGGUGGCUUGAGGAUCUUAGCCAGAAUGCAAGUCUGCGCCAGAUUCCGAAUUUCAACGUCGGUACCCACGUCCUGGCGAACUUGUAUCAUGACAAGAUUUCUCCCGUCCCCCAGUGGUACGAGACUUUCUCUGAGACAGAGAGCGCCGAAAAGCAGGACCUGAACUUUGCUCUCCAGAGCCGAGCAGAUGCGCGCGAGGCGCAAGAGGCUGCGGCCAACACACAGGCUUGGAGGCAAAGCAUUCGCCUGGUGGCACCGGAGAUUCCUGCUCAGGCUGUGUUGAGUCAGGAGGACACCCGCAUCAUCGAGCCCAAGAAUCUUUUGGCUUCGGAAAGGACCAUGCUGGAGUGGAUGCACACCGUCUUUGCGCUGGCUGUGAUAGCUAUAGGCCUAUGGCGAUAUAGCCUCACUGGACACAUGCAUCAUACGAAGGGUUUGGACAAUUCCGAGGAAGUUCGUGGAGUGUGGAUCAACACCUCGAGCAAGUCGCGAGUCGUGCUAGGAUGCUACGCUCUUUUCCUGGUGCUGCUUUCAGUUUGCUUCGCCUGGUACGCUGUGGCUUCGCGGUCAUUUGAGCAGUAG
This is a messenger RNA of Symbiodinium pilosum, 693 nucleotides long. Lineage: Eukaryota; Dinophyceae; Suessiales; Symbiodiniaceae. The record is from the annotation of a GenBank genome assembly.